AUGGCGUCUCUAGCAGGGCACAACUUCAACCUGUUCUCGCAGCAGCAGCAGGAGGAAUACUCCCACUUCGCCGACGCAACUCACAACCCCGUCUUCUCCUCUGCGCCCAUGGACAUGGGCAUCGCCGCCGAUGCCUUUGCCUCGUAUGUGCAGCGCGCACCCAGCCAGGAGCACUACAGCACCAGCCCCAGCACCAUCAGCUUCGAAUACACCACCGACCCAGCUUCCACCUACAUGAUGAACAACGCUACCUCACCAGGCGUGUACGGCGACGACCUGCUCUCCAACAUGUCCACCGGCUCUGCAUCGUCCUCUGCGGUUGGAUCUCCUCUCUCAAACCACGGCCAGACGGGCAUGGAUCUGGCUCACUAUGGUGGCCUCAACAUCCAGCCGAGCAUCGCCGGCGAAUAUCUCGACUUUGCUGCCUACGCGCACGGAAUGGAGGAUGUGACGCCCUAUGAUUUCGCCAGCCUGGCGCCCGCCAAGUCCUAUGUUGAUCCCUCUCUGAUUCACCCGGAGAUCUCCAGACCGCCAAUGGCGAUAUCUCCGUUUGAGACACACUACCAGCCCGCCGUCCACUAUCCCUCUUCGCCCUCUGCCAUCUCUGCUGCCUCUCCCCAGCCACACCUGAUCCGCACCAGCAGCUCAUCGCCAUAUCUGCAGAGCGGUCCCUUCCAGCCCGGCUUCGCUACCAGCCCGUAUGCGACCAACGCCAUGAGCAACGGUGCUGGUGUUGGCGCUCGCCGCCUGAGCAUGAGCAAGACGGGCGGCAACAGCUUCAACGUCUCUCCCGUCUCCGCCGACUACCACAGCGGCGACGAGGUCAAGGAGAAGCAGCGAUGCUCCUAUCCCGAGUGCGGCAAGACCUUCAAGGAUCUCAAGGCCCACAUGCUCACCCAUCAGACUGAGCGCCCUGAGAAGUGCCCCAUCACGACAUGCGAGUAUCACAUUAAGGGGUUUGCUCGCAAGUAUGACAAGAACCGUCAUACCCUGACGCACUACAAGGGCAACAUGGUCUGUGGCUUCUGCCCCGGAUCGGGGUCUGCGUCCGAGAAGUCGUUCAACCGCGCCGACGUCUUCAAGCGACACCUCACCUCUGUCCACAAUGUCGAGCAGACCCCCCCCAACAGCCGCAAGAGGACUGGCGGCGCGCCAAUGACCCUCGCCGGCUACGCUGCCGACGCCACUGGCAAGUGCAGCACUUGCUCGCAGUGCUUCAACAACGCCCAGGACUUUUACGAGCACUUGGACGACUGCGUGCUGCGCAUGGUUCAGCAGGAAGACCCCGCCGAGGCCAUCAACGCCAAGCGCCUGGCCGAGGUUGCCGACGACAAGAACGUCCACCAGACCCUGGAGAAGAACAAGCUGCCCAUCACCACCCAGACCUCUCAGAUUCAAGAGGAUGACGACGAGGAUGACAUGAUGGAGGAUGACGAGGAUGACAUGACCACCUUUUCGCCCUCGAGGAAGAAUGCUUCCCUCAACCGCAUUUCAAAGUCUCGCGGCAUUACCCACUCCCGUGGCGGUGUUCCCCUCACUGCCAAGCGCGGCCGCAACAAGCGCCGCGACUACCCUUCCUCUUGGGGAUUCAACAAGGGCCAGAUGACGAUGAAGAAGCGUGUCAUGGCAGUCUUUGACGGCCCUCGACGCCUUGCCAAGGAUGAUUUGAUGCUCUCCACUGAUCACGAGGUCCGCAUCAAGCUCUCUGACGGCAAGUCUUAUGUGACGGACCUUGACGUCCAGACCUUGAAGCGUGCUGAGGGUUUCCACAAUGCCACUGAUGAGGAGAAGGGCCCUUGGAUCUCUGACGAUCCCACUGAGGAGCAGUUGAAGGAGAUGCAGGAG
Messenger RNA from Trichoderma atroviride IMI 206040, 1845 nucleotides. RefSeq lists its product as uncharacterized. Lineage: Eukaryota; Fungi; Ascomycota; Sordariomycetes; Hypocreales; Hypocreaceae. Gene Ontology annotation, biological process: regulation of transcription by RNA polymerase II. Gene Ontology annotation, cellular component: nucleus. The record is from RefSeq and is a predicted model, not a curated record.